This is a messenger RNA of Anthostomella pinea, 3516 nucleotides long. Lineage: Eukaryota; Fungi; Ascomycota; Sordariomycetes; Xylariales; Xylariaceae. The record is from the annotation of a GenBank genome assembly.
AUGAUGGGCUCUGACUAUGGAGGCGGUCUGACUGCUGGUGACCGAGUCCACGGGCAUCCCCCGCCGGCCAGCGAUGGCGGCUACCAGCUUGACGGCGAGCGACGAAACAUGACUCCAAGCCCGAUGCAACCGAACGGACAAUACACGCCAUACCGACCCCCAGGAUCGCCUGCCCCCAGCGCGGUGCCAAGUGCCCACAGCGACCCAAGACGGAGCAGUGAGCGGAACAGGUCCAGGGGACGAAGUGGCAGAACACCCAGCGGGACGCUUCGCACAUGUGCAAAGUGUGGUGAGCCUCUGACGGGACAAUUUGUGCGGGCCUUGGAGGGAACCUUCCACUUGGAUUGUUUCAAGUGCCGGGACUGUGGCCAGAUCGUGGCAUCCAAGUUUUUCCCAGCAGAUGACGAAGAGAAUGGCGGCCAGUACCCAUUAUGCGAGACGGAUUACUUUCGACGACUGGGUCUAUUAUGCUACCAAUGCGGUGGUGCUCUUCGUGGAUCCUACAUCACCGCCCUCGAUCGGAAGUACCACGUCGACCACUUUACAUGUUCCCUUUGCUCAACUGUCUUUGGGGCCCAGGAUAGCUACUACGAGCACGAUGGGCAUGUCUAUUGCCACUACCACUACUCGACCCAGUUUGCUCAGCGAUGCAAUGGCUGUAAGACUGCUAUUCUGAAGCAGUUUGUCGAGAUCUUCCGCAAUGGUCAAAAUCAGCAUUGGCACCCCGAGUGCUAUAUGAUUCAUAAGUUUUGGAAUGUUAGGCUCACUUCACCACAAGAAUCAGAUGAGCCUCGCCCAGAGCCAGCAGACGCUGAAAGUCGGGAUCUCAUACGACUGGAAGAGGAAGCUAUGGAAGAAAAGGUCUACCGCAUCUGGAGUGUCCUAUCGACAUUUGAAGAGUCAUCUGCUGCUUGCAUCUCCGACAUGCUACUUCAUGUCAGUAACGGUGCUUAUAUCGACGGGGUUUUCGUGGCGAAGAAGUUCAUCCUUCACGUGGAGAUUCUGUUCAAAUCUGCCGACAGACUUGAUGGGACCAUGAAGAAGUCUGAUAUGAAGGGGUUGUCAUAUGGACGAGAGGCAAAACUACUAUGCAAGAAGAUCGUCUCCUUCUUCUCCUUACUUUCAAAAACCCAAGACACGGGUGUGCGGAAAGUGGGAGUCACCCAAGAACUGUUGUCUCUUGUCACGGGACUUGCACACUACCUGAAGCUGCUCAUCAGGAUAUGCCUCCAGGGAACACUCAAAAUCGAGAAAGAAAACAAAAGCUCGGAUGCAUUGUAUCAGUUCCUUGACGACCUCAGCAUACUCGACUCCAUGAAGAACGAUGACGACUCCUCACAGAUCACCCUAGGCAUGUCGAGGCUGUCAGCCAACGAUUCAGACCAAUGUACGCUGUGCCGGAAGCCCAUCGAGAACGAAUGCGCCGUGAGUGGUGACAGCAGAUGGCAUCUAUCUUGCGUGAAUUGCUCGCGGUGUGGAAAUGAGCUCGGGAAGGCUUUGUUGGAUGAAGCCGGGGUGCACCGAGAUCAAAAGAUCUACUGCAUACAAUGCGAAACACAGAUUGGAGAGCAAGGGCAGCCCCUCGAGCAGAUAUCAAAGCUCCAACAGUAUAUUUUCCUCCUGAAGGUAGCCUUGGCGCGCCUAUUGGAGAUCCUCCGAAGCAGUGGCGCACUUCCAGAGUCUGCAGACGAUCCUAAUGCCGAGUCAUACACCUCCGCGGAUGGCCGCAGACUUUCCAUGGACACCACUCCAGCAAUGCUCAGCUCGGAUUCUCGGUCUAGGUCAGACACUGGCGAGCUAGAGCGUCACCAGAGAGAGUCGUCCUAUGAGAGCACUCUCAAUGAUGUGCGCAGGUUAAGAAGCACGCGUCUAGACAAGCACUUAUCAUCUAGCCUUAGGAAGGCUCGGACAUCGAGAAUCAUGGACGGGCCCGAGGGUCGCCCUGGGUCUGCUGGUGCGGGUGGAGGCCCACGGAACAGGGCCCUACAGAUCGACGAGGAAGGAGAGGCCGGAUCGGGCACGACGGAGCAAUACUUUGGACAUCAGGAUGCCCUGACUCUUGACGACAUUCCCCGGAUUGUUGCGGCCGAGCAAGCUCGAGAACAGCAGCCCACUAAGAGUGCGCGCCAAGAGUUGUUUCGGUCGGCCGCCACGGAGCCUUCUUUUGGCGCAGGUCAUCAGAGGAAUAUGUCUGGAGGACGAGAUGCCGACCUCAGGCCUCUGGGCGAACAGAAGGGUGGCCGGAAAUUCUUCUCCGAGCUGUCUGGUCUGGAAUAUUUCAUCGUUCGUCAUGUCGCAGUAUCCGCCAUGCAACCGAUGCUCGACCCUGAAUUUACACUCGAGGAACUGCUCGGUCUUAUCGAAGCACGAAAGGCCACGUUUUGGAACAAGUUUGGCAAGGCGUUCGGCAAGAACGACACUCGCAAAGUCGGCAAAAAGAAGGGCGUCUUCGGUGUUCCAUUGGAGAUCAUCGUUGAACGAGAUGGUGCCGACUCUACUGACGGUGUCGGGCCCGGUGCUCUCCGCAUACCUGCAAUUGUGGAGGACACGAUCAUAGCCCUCAAGAACAAGGAUCUCUCGGUCGAGGGUGUCUUCCGGAAGAAUGGCAACAUCAAGAAACUUACGGAGCAGGUUGCAGCAGUGGAUAGAGAUGGCUGCGAUGCCAUCAGGUGGAACGACGAAACACCUCACCAACUCGCAGCACUUCUCAAGCGGUAUCUACGCGAACUGCCGGAUCCGCUUAUGACACACAAGCUCUAUAGCCUGUGGGUAGCAGCCACGAAGAUGAAAGACCCCGAUAAGAGGCGGCAGUGUCUGCAUCUGACCUGUUGUCUGCUCCCGCAAACCCACCGGGAUACCUUGGAAGUCUUGUUCAGUUUCCUCAAGUGGGUGGCUACUUUCCACCAAGUUGACGAGGACACGGGCUCCCGAAUGGAUGUCCACAAUCUAGCCCGUGUCAUAGCGCCCAACAUACUAUUUCCCAACACCAAGGCUCCGAGCUUUUCGGACGAGCCAAUGAUAGCAGUGGCCUGCGUGGAAGAGCUGAUACAAUACAAUGAGGACAUGUGCAUGGUUCCAGCUGAGCUCAUGGACUUCCUCAGUGAUUCGACCUUGUUCGCCCACAACGGUGAGAUCACUACAAAGGAGAUCCUCAAGCGUAUUGAAGGUCGCUCUGCCAAUGGUGGCGCGAGGCAGUACGACAACACCGAAUUUGUUGGCCGGCAAGAUAACAAAAGACCCAUGGCCACCCGAGUCGAUACAGAUCCCGCACUGUGGCAGCAGGCCAGCAGCGUACGUCCCGUAAUGCCGGAGCCAACAGUUCCAUUCACCACGGCCCAAGGGACGCCGCCGCAGAAAUGGCGGAAGCCCGGCAACGGCCAACCGCCUUAUACGAACCAGCCCGAACGCAAUGACAACCAACCGGCGCCCCCUGAGAAUGGCCAACGUAGGGAGUGGCGCAACUCGGGGCUGGGUCCUAGGCCGAGCAAUUCUGUGACGACUGGCACGGAAGGGUGA